Molecule: messenger RNA, 960 nt
Organism: Synchytrium microbalum
Lineage: Eukaryota; Fungi; Chytridiomycota; Chytridiomycetes; Synchytriales; Synchytriaceae
Exons: 1
Coding region: 1-960 (319 amino acids)
Source: RefSeq, a predicted model, not a curated record
AUGUUGGUAGAGAGCUCGCCAUCACUACUGAAACUGAAUGCAAUGUUCCCCCCUGCUACCUUGCUCUUACUGCCCAGACCUACUCCAACACAUCACCAGCAACAACAUCCACCGGCUCACAGCAACCACAACAGUAUGAUCUCCCAGCGUGAAAUAGCCAUCAUGUUGGCCCAAACAGCCAGUCACAAACUGAAUCAGGAACUAUCACGCCAUGCUUCUACGUCUAUAAGGAAGGUUGUAUUGAUGCAAAACCUCCUUACGGCUAUUCAUGAAAGUUGGUCGAAUGUCCAAAAUGUCGGACGAUACUCUGCUGCUGAAUCAUCAUACAACUAUGGAAGUAAUUGUAAUGGUAGUAAUAGUAGGGACAAUUCUGGAUCUUGGUCGGCUGGUUCUAACGAUGAUAUAGUAGAACUCACGUUGGAAGACAUGGUCGUCGGAGUUGAUUCAUCACAACAUAAACCAUCAUCACCAACAACAGACAGUAUAGAAGCAGAAGAAGAAGAUGGAACACCAAGUGAAACAGAAACUGAAUCGGAUUCCGGGUUGAGUGAUUUAGAUGCCCAAUUCGAAUCACUGCAUCUAAGUCUGUCGCAACCACCAACACUACCACCACAAACAUCUGCACCUCAUGUGCCUCUACCUAGUACACCAUCGAAUAACAACAGCAAUAGUAAUAGUUAUAAUUAUAUCGUAAAGUCCAAGUCAUGUCCCAUCUACAUCCCACCAGUGGAUGAUACUGAUGAUUCCUUCUUUGGUGAUGAGGGAUGUGGUGAGGAUGGUGGUGGAUGGGGAUAUGCUACCGAGAAGAUCAAGGCUCUGGUGGUGCCAUCCUCUAGACCUAUAGUUAUUGAGGCUUCUAGUGUAUGGGAGACACCAAAGGAACUGGAUAUAUUGGAACGAUUGUUUGAUGAACACAUGUUUGGAUCGCCUACCAUGGCGAUGUAUGAUGUCAGAGUCUAA